AUGGCUGCUGUGAACUGUAUCAGCAGGAGACCUUAUCAAAAAGGAAUAAAUAAAUACAUGACAAAACCAUUUAAAGAUGCUUCUACAGAAUUGAAGAUGUUGCUGGAGCCACUUAGUUUGUUUACUGUAGAGCAACCACCAAAAGAUUUACCUAAGGAGUUACCUAAACCUAAAGUAGUGGAAAAUCACAAGAAGACAGUAGACAGCAGUUGUGAUGAUGUACAUUGUCUGGUGGAAUGUGUAGAAAAACAAUUGAAAUUGAAACAAGAUAGCUAUCCACUUUCACCUGAAGAACAGCAAGAAUUGAUCGCUGUUCUUCUGCAGGAAGUAAACCAUAUUCAGCCACAUAUCAAAGAUCAGAUAAAUAAUCCUUCUUUGAGUGAAAUACAGAAAAGAAAAUUAAGCUCUUCCUUCCAUCAGUCUGUGGUUCAAGCUUGUGAGAAGUUACUCCUGUACUACUGUGAUAAGGCUCAAGUUUUGAAUGAAAGAGGAAUAUUUUCUGGAACUGCUAAUAUCUGUCGACUUCGAACACAGCUCGCCAUGCAUGCUGAAAAAAUUCUUAGUCUCCAGAGAGUCAGACAUGUGUUUGUAAGCAUGAAAGAUCCUAUGCUGGAUAAUUCCCUGGAAAGAUCUGAAAAUGUUCUUCAACGACGUUCAGAUUCAUCAGCAUCAGGCGAUAUUUCUGAGAUUAUUAAGCAGAUGCCUUCCAUCAACUCGGAUGGAUUACUCCCAGCAUCUCUUUAUCAUCUGUCACAAAUAAAAAAGCAAUCAAAAAGUCCAAAUAUAGCAACUUCUACUGAUCAAAUAUUAACAGCUGAUUUCAAAGAAUGUUGUGAAUCAAUAUAUUCUGAAUCACCUGUAUUCAUCAAACGUUGCUAUUCCCAUCCUCAGCUCUCUUAUGAAUCACUGUGGACUGAAAUUGGUAGAGAAACACCUCAGCCGAGGCGAUGUCAAUCUUUAGAAAAUCAACAUUUCUCUGAGUUUUUAACUGCCUUUGACUGGGAAGAACAAAAUAAUUUGGACAAGAAUGGUUUGCGAUCAACAUCAAAGAUCAAUCAAGAUUUGCAAACAUUAUUAAAAAACCGAAAAGAUGAUCAAGAUUUGGAGACUUUGCUUCUUGAUGAUAUGCCACCACUUAUUAAGGCUGUGCCAGAAGAUCAGAAAAGAAAGAAAGCCAGAGAAAAACUGGAUAAACAAAUUCAGGAGCUGUGUGAAAAAGAAAAAACAUUGCAACAAAAAGAGAGUCUAGAAAAUCUAGAACCUGCUUUUGAUCAACCAACAAUAUUGACAACACAACUUUCUACUCAGACUGUUGCACGUACAACUGAUGUACGAAUAUCAAAACGAAUCAAAAGUGUGGAUCAUCAUUUGAUCAGCAAAUAUCCUCAAUAUAAUGAUCUUCUAGGAGAGAUUGAUUCCGACAGCAUGAAAGACUUGGACAAAACAUUAUUUGAAGAAAAAAAUCUCACUGAUGUUUUUAAAAAAUUCUUGGAUUCAAUGACUCAUGGUGAUACCUUUUUUGACAAUGAUACAACUUUCAUAGAUGUUCCUUCAAAUUUAGAGCUUUCUGCUACUUUGGAAAACAGAGAAAAAGAAGUUUUAAAUGAAGAACUGUGUCAGUUUAACAAGCCUCCUUGGUUUAAAAGCAACUAUAACCAGUGGCAGCUUCAGCCUGCCCAUGUCAUUAUGUUCAACAAUAAAGAAAUUUAUCCAAGAAUUCCAGACCUGAGUCAGCCAAUAAGAAAAGAAAGAAGAGAUCUAAAAUAUUGGAGGUCUUGGUGGAAAGGUAUCGUGUGCCGUGAUGACUAUCUAAAAUUCCUCAGUUUGCAGGAGACUGAUUAUCUAGCAGUCAUAUUUCAUCUUUUUGGUAAUGAAGAAGAAGAAGAAGAAAAAGAAAGAAGAGGAGGAAAUAUAUUAAUCACAGAGCCAACAAUAAAAUCGCCACAGAUAAAACAUUUAGCACAAGAAGAAGAUAAAAAGUCUCUUCCAGAAAAGUUAGACAGUCCAACAUCAGAAGAGACAAAAGUUUUGAAUAUGCCGCAGUUGCAAGGACGUUUGGAUAAGAUGUGGAAUGCCCUCCAGAUGCCAGAAGAUCAGAAAAUAGAAAUGGCAAUGAAAUAUGCCAAAAAGGAGAAAUCAGAACAGUUGGAAUCAUCAUUGUCUGAUUGGGAACAAGCUGCACAAUUCAUUAUUGAAAGAGAAUCAAUCAUGGCUUCCCUCCUAGUGUUUGAAAGUGAAGCCUCUGACCCAAACAGAUUUUUUGUUCGAGGACCUGGAAAUGCAAACCUCAGAUUGCAAGAAGCAAAAACUCGAAGUAUGUUUUAUCAGAGAAUUGAACAACUGGACAAGAAGCUAUCAAAACAAAUCAACAUUAUCCACAAAAAAUAUGGAGAAGUUGUUACAUUUCAAGAUCGACCUUACUUGGAAAAAAUGAGAUGGGAUCGUGUUGAAAUGUUGUACUGGUUGCAAGAAGUGAGAAAGUUGAAUGCCCUUCACUAUGAAUCAAGGAGGCUUCGUAUUCCACUACCAGAGAUGAGUUUUAAAGAACUUUUACUAUCAGGCAGUUUUUUUACCAAAUGA
Molecule: messenger RNA, 2580 nt
Organism: Acanthosepion pharaonis
Lineage: Eukaryota; Metazoa; Mollusca; Cephalopoda; Sepiida; Sepiidae
Source: the annotation of a GenBank genome assembly